Messenger RNA from Mugil cephalus (flathead mullet), 3276 nucleotides. RefSeq names its product regulator of chromosome condensation (RCC1) and BTB (POZ) domain containing protein 1 (gene rcbtb1). NCBI's taxonomy places the organism in Eukaryota, Metazoa, Chordata, Actinopteri, Mugiliformes, Mugilidae. The coding region runs from base 114 to 1931 and encodes 605 amino acids. The record is from RefSeq and is a predicted model, not a curated record. The transcript is spliced from 13 exons. Gene Ontology annotation, molecular function: protein binding.
GUACUUGAAACGCGUGCUUGCUUAUUUCUGAAUUUUUCCGUCUCGCGGAUGCUGCUGCAAUGAAAUGAAAUGUUGCCGCUGUCUUUGUGUCUCUUCUCAGUCGACUCGUUGUUAUGGAGCGAUGCUUUAGGGAUGUUUCUGCUCCUUGUUCCUCGUCUCCACCGGUGUCACCUCCUCCUCCUGCUCAGGUCCUCGCUUCCCCUCGCCAGCCCCCUCCCGUGCCUCCCUCCUCUCACCUGUCAUCCCUGACUCCCCCUCCUCCUCAUCCUCCUCAUCCUCCUCAUCCUCAUCCUCCUCCUCAUCCGCACCGACCGAGCCCGAGCGUUGCAGGAGCCGUGAUGGACGUCGGUAAAUGGCCGCUUUUCUCGCUGCUCAGCGCCGAGGAGCUGGCCGACAUCCGACAGGCCUGUGUCUUCGGGACGUCUGCUAAUGAAGCCAUCUACGUCACACAUGGAAACGAGGUGUUUGUGGUUGGGUUGAACUGCAGCAGUUGCCUCGGGACGGGAGACAGCGUGAGCACUGUGGUGCCAAAGAAACUGGACUUCCUGCGGGGGAAGAAGGUCGUCAGCCUGAGCUAUGGCAGCGGGCCCCACAUCCUACUGGCUACAGACGACGGGCAGCUCUUUGCCUGGGGUCACAACGGCUACAGUCAGCUGGGGAAUGGGAACUGCAACCAGGGGGUUUCCCCCGUGUUGAUCACUUCCAACCUGCACAGUAAGAAAGUGACCAUGGUGGCGUGCGGCUCACACCACUCCAUGGCUCUCACCCAUGACGGAGAGGUGUUUGCGUGGGGCUACAACAACUGCGGCCAGAUCGGCUCAGGCUCCACGGCCAACCAGCCCUUCCCCAGGAAAGUCACCGGCUGCCUGCAGGGCAAAACCGCAGUGGGCAUCACGUGUGGGCAGACGUCCUCCGUGGCCCUGGUCGACAACGGAGAGGUUUAUGGCUGGGGCUACAAUGGAAACGGGCAGCUGGGGAUCGGAAACAACGGAAAUCAGCUGACGCCUUGUCGUGUGACUGCGCUGCAAGGGAUGUGUGUUCAGCAGGUCGUGUCGGGGUACGGACACUGCCUGGCGCUUACAGACGAAGGGCUGCUCUACGCCUGGGGAGCGAACACUUACGGUCAACUGGGGACUGGCAACAAGAGCAAUCAGCUGAGCCCCGUACAAAUCAUGGCCGACAAAGAGAGGGUUGUAGAGGUCGCAGCAUGCCACUCAACUCACACUUCAGCAGCCAAGACCCAAAGUGGCCAGGUGUACAUGUGGGGGCAGUGUCGGGGCCAGUCCAUCGUGCUGCCGCACGCCACCCACUUCGCCAGCACCGACGACGUCUUCGCCUGCUUCGCCACCCCCUCCGUCAUGUGGCGCCUCAUCUCCAUGGAUUACGACGACUUCCUGACGGUCGCGGAGGCUCUGAAGAAGGAGUUCGACAGCCCGGACACGGCCGAUCUCAAGUUCAGCGUCGAUGGCAAAUGCAUCCACGUUCACAAGGCUGUGCUCAAGAUCAGGUGUGAGCAUUUCCGUUCAAUGUUUCGCUCCCAAUGGACCGAGGAUCAGCAGGACGUGAUCGAGAUCGGCCAGUUCUCUUACUCCGUCUACAGAGCCUUCCUGCAGUUUCUCUACACGGACGCCAUCGACCUCCCGCCGGAGGACGCCAUCGGCCUUUUGGACCUGGCCACCUCGUACUGUGAAAACCGCCUGAAACGCCUGUGUCAGCAGAUCAUCAUGAGAGGGAUCACUGUGGAAAACGCCUUCACCCUGCUGUCUGCUGCCAUACGCUAUGACGCAGAGGACCUGGAGGAGUUUUGUUUCAGGUUUUGCAUAAACCAUCUGACUCAGGUGACUCAGACCGACGCCUACUGGCAAGUAGAUGGAGGGAUGCUCAAGGAGUUCAUCAGGAGAGCCAGCCACUGUGGAGCCUUCAAGAACUGAGUGGUACUCUUGACAGUCUUACAGUUCAUAUAGUGUGACCAGGUCAAAAAAUCACCAUUUCCUCUUGACCCAUCCCGUGACAAAAAGACUUCUUGAAAUGGUUAUUUAUAUAUUAAGGCACAUAAACGGCAGAAAAGUUGAACUGAAAUCCAGGCUGUAUUAUCUGUGGAUCGGAAAUCAGCGCUUCGGCCAAUUCCUGUGGAGUCGCUUGACGAACUCGCGCCGUUUUCCGUCAAGUUGCGCUGCAUUCCUCACGAGCUGUACUUGAAUUUUCGUCGUUCUCGGCCAGUGCUUGCAUUCAUCUUUUACUUUUUGGUAAAGGUCAUGUGAGAAAGCAGAGAGGCCCGGGAGGAUGGAAGGUGUGAAAAUGUGUGUGUUUUUUGCGAGGAAACUGAAAGAAAUUUUUUUUAAAGAUGUCUUGAAUAAAUGACUUAAACUGACCCGAAAUACUAUUAUACUGAAACGUAUGCUGAAACCAGGAAACCGUUAUUAAGACUGUUGCACUAAAACUUCUAGAAAUGCAACGCUGGACAAUCCAGGCACUGUUACAAUAUUAGCUUUUUUACUUACAUUGCUAAUAUAAAAUGCUUUUUAAGGCAUAUUAUUUGUUCGAAAAGCUUAAUUUUCCAAGCACAACUUUUUUUUUUAAUUAUUAUUAUUAUUCCUCUUUAAUUGUGUCGAGGCAAAUGGACAAAGUAGCAAACCUUUAAUACCAAAAUAAACGUAAUAAUUGCUGCAUAAUUUGUCACAUUACCUCAAGGUUUUUUUUUUCUGCAGAUAUAGAUAUAGUGAAAUGCGUCGCACUGGAGCUGCACAACACACUGCAGGCUAAAACACAAUGGUUUUUUUAUGUAUAUAUUCUGUUUUCUUGAGCGUAUGGUGACCAAAAACUCCUCAUGCAGCUUGUGCAUGGAGAGACGACGUUUUGCUUAGUCACAGAAAAUAUUUUAUUGGCUUGGUCAUCUGGCAGCAAGAGGGAUGACCUCAGUUUCUACUUCUCCGUUGGUUUCGUUUUCUUGGAAUGAAGUUAAGUUUUGGUUAAUGAGGUGGAAUGAGGUGCAGGUUUACAGUUCUUGUUUUGUAUGGAAAACGGAACGCAAACUGGAAAAAUGAGAUUGUUUUGCUUAUCAUGUUAAGAAUAUAUAUAUAUAUAUAUUGUUAAGCUUUUAUUUAGGACCAGUUUUAAAAUAUAUAUAUAGUCAUGCUUAACUUGGACAUGUAUCACCGUUAUCUCGCUGCAGCAUACCUGUGAUAUUUUAUUUCCAACGUGUUUUUAUAUUUAGUUAUGACGUUUUAAUGUUUCUGCAAAAAAAAUAAAUAAAUAAAUCAGAUUGUUGACACUUGA